Molecule: messenger RNA, 369 nt
Organism: Cinara cedri
Lineage: Eukaryota; Metazoa; Arthropoda; Insecta; Hemiptera; Aphididae
Source: the annotation of a GenBank genome assembly
AUGAAACCUGUACGAAAAAAAACCAUUCGCAUACCUGAAAACAUUGCUGCUGUUAGGACUGCUCUCAAAAAAAGUCCAAAACGUUGUGCACGAAAACAUGCGUUAUCGUUAAAUUUGUUCAGUAGAAGUCUACGUCGGAUUUUAUACAUCAACCUAAACUUUCACCUGUGUAAGGUGCAGGUGGUUCAAGAAUUAAAAUCUGCAGCUCUCCAUAGCCGCACUACUUUUUGUCUAGAAAUGCUAAUCCGGAUGGAUGAAAACGAAAAUUUUAUUCAAAAUGUUUGGAUGUCUGAUGAAGCACAUUUCCAUCUUGAUGGUUUUGUGAAUAAUCAAAAUUGUCGUUAUUGGUCUGAAGAAAAUCCUCGGUAA